GUACCAUAUAUAUUACCAUAUUCCUGCACCUGCUCAAAAAUAGUUCUGGUUCCCUGUGAUAUGCUCCUCAUCCACACAGCCCGAAUUUAGUGGGCGCAUAGCAGCAGAGAUGGCGUCGAUGGGAUUAACUCAGACAAUUCAAAUGCGACUCUACAAGAAGAAGCACACAGCGGAUUUUCCGGAGAUGGUGCGCCCACGGCUUUGCCGUCUCGGUAGAAGAAGCUUGAGGAUGUCAGCGUCGGAAAAUCAGACAGCAGAGCCCGAUCUCAGUAUCACCGUAAACGGUUUAAAAAUGCCAAACCCAUUUGUGAUCGGUUCUGGCCCUCCCGGCACCAACUACACUGUUAUGAAGAGGGCCUUUGACGAAGGAUGGGGCGCGGUCAUCGCCAAAACGGUUUCCCUCGAUGCUGCAAAGGUUGUAAAUGUAACUCCUCGAUAUGCUAAACUUAGAGCAGGAUCGUCCAUUGGUGGUUCUGGUAGAGGACAAAUUAUUGGGUGGGAAAAUAUUGAACUGAUAAGUGAUAGACCUUUGGAAACAAUGUUGAAAGAGUUCAAACAGUUGAAAGAUGAGUACCCUGAGAGGAUACUUGUUGCUUCUGUCAUGGAAGAGUAUAAUAAAGCUGCCUGGGAGGAACUCAUUUACCGGGUUGAGGAGACUGGAGUAGAUGCCAUUGAAGUCAAUUUUUCAUGUCCUCAUGGGAUGCCAGAACGUAAAAUGGGUGCUGCUGUUGGACAAGAUUGUGAACUUUUGGAGGAGGUCUGUGGAUGGAUUAAUGAUGUGGCUACAGUCCCUGUUUGGGCAAAAAUGACACCCAAUAUCACUGACAUUACAAAGCCAGCUAGGGUGUCUCUUAAAGCAGGAUGUAAGGGGGUGUCUGCAAUAAAUACGAUCAUGAGUGUCAUGGGCAUCGAUCUAGAUACUUUGCGCCCCGAGCCUUGUGUUGAAGGAUAUUCAACUCCCGGAGGCUAUUCAUCCAAGGCUGUGCAUCCAAUUGCUCUAGCAAAUGUAAUGAACAUAGCAAAAAUGAUGAAAUCUGAAUUUAGGGAUAAUAAAGAGUAUUCACUCUCUGGUAUUGGAGGUGUUGAGACAGGUAGCGACGCUGCCGAGUUUAUACUUCUUGGAGCAGAUACUGUCCAGGUUUGCACAGGUGUUAUGAUGCAUGGUUAUGGACUAGUUAAGAAACUGAGCUCAGAGCUCAGAGAUUUCAUGAAAAAGCACAAAUUUUCAUCUAUUCAACAGUUUAAAGGAGCAUCACUACCAUAUUUCACCACUCAUAUGGAUUUGGUCAAAAGACAACAACAAGCUAUUCGCCAGAAGAAAGCUAUUAAGAAAGGGUUGCAGUCUGAUAAAGAUUGGACAGGAGAUGGUUUUGUGCAAGAAACAGAGAGUAUGGUUUCCAACUGACUGACACUUGCCCCUUCCCUUUCUCCUUCAUACUUGAUAUUGUUGAGUCUACAGGCGAGCCAAAUUUUCUUUCCUAAAAACAACUGCUUGGUAUGACUGUUUAUUUUCAUUGUGAUUUAUGAAGAAUAAGUUUGUGAUCUCGUUGUAGGAACAACAACAGAAGAGAACUUUAUUUUAAAGGAUGAGAAAAUAGUCUGAAUUCAUUUAUUUUAAUAAUGUUCUCACGAUUUUCCAGUCUUCCAUGCGCUCCCAAAGAAAAUGUGUUCUUUUCUAAAAUGUCUGACAAAUGUUUUUUGUUUUACUCAUUUUCAUUCUAUAUAAUGAUCUUUUGAAUAUAGGAAUGUAAGAGAUUAUCAUUUCGCAUCUGAAGAAUGAUCAAUAGAUUUAGGAUGUACAUGAAACAGUUCAAAUUAAGUAUAUGGACUUCGGAAAUGGCAGGGAUCUGAUGUGUUGGAAAUGUGAUUCAUUCGAAGUUACUUUUAUUUAUCUAUCUAAUCUAAUCUAAUCCCUCCCUCCCUCCCUCAUGUUCAGUAUCGUACCAAUGCUCACCCAUAUCUAUUUUCAACUGUAGACUUCAUAAUUAGAUUCCCAUAUAUCUUGACCUUAGUAUUACAUACUAGGGGCGUUGUAUUGCAAUCAAGAAUAGGCACUGCCAAAAGUAGUAAGAAAUUGGGGGGCUUAUGAUGUUUUUACUUGGAUUUAUUUCAGUUCCAAAUGAUGAGACUAGAUUUUAACAAACCAGACUAGACUUCAACACUUAUAGAGGCCGUUUGGCAACCAUGAUUUUCGGCUUAUCAGGCUUAUCAGCCAACUUUUUCACCAAACACGUAAAUUUUCCUUUCGCGCGCUGAAUUAUGUAAUAAGCAGAAAAAGUAAGGUUAGAGUUACUUUUCUGGCUGUAUUGGCUGAAGUUACU
Messenger RNA from Cuscuta epithymum, 2321 nucleotides. Lineage: Eukaryota; Viridiplantae; Streptophyta; Magnoliopsida; Solanales; Convolvulaceae. The record is from the annotation of a GenBank genome assembly.